This is a messenger RNA of Ectocarpus siliculosus, 607 nucleotides long. The record is from the annotation of a GenBank genome assembly. Lineage: Eukaryota; Phaeophyceae; Ectocarpales; Ectocarpaceae.
AUGUAUGGCAAGGAGAGCGUGCCGGUGGCAGGACAAGUUGCUGUGAUGAGCGCGGCCUUGGUGGGAACCGGCAGCUCGACGCUCCUCCUGAACCUCUGUGUCAGUCCCUACGUGUUUCGAAUGGCUGAGAUAUACGAGGGGGGAGUCGCCCAGGGAGAAGACGGUGACGUUCGCAAGAAACCAAGAAACAAGAAGAACCGGUACGGCAUGCCGAAGCUGUCGGGCCGGCGAUUUCGUGUGGAGCGGAUGAACAUCUUCGGGGUGCGAAGAACCACCGAGUUUUCGAUAGAUGAGGUGGAGCCCAUGCCCAACACAUCGAGACCAUUUGUGUCCUUCAAGGCCGCCGGCAGCUACUACUUUAUCCAGGGGCACGACAUGGCCGACAAGGUGCUCCUUCAGACCCUGCUGGGACGAGAGCUCAAGGACCACGAGAAGCGGACGCCAAAUAGUGCGACGUAGCAUGUUGUUUCACUUUCGAGGAGCAAAUAGAUUAUUCGCGGAUGUCUUGAUUGCACGAGUGGAGUUUACCCCUUUGGUUGUGCGUGUUCCCACAUGAAGCCACAGAGCUAUUUUUUUGUCUGGCCUUUUUGAGCGGCUCAUGCCACGU